CCACCCCCCCCAUCUAUGGUUCUGGAGCCACCUAAACCAGAAGUCAAGGCAGCCACCCGUGUGAGCGGUGGCCCAGCCACACCACGCAAAGGCCCACCCAGGUUCAAGCAGAGGCAAACUCGCCAGUUCAAGAGCAAGCCACCAAAGAAAGGUGUCCAGGGCUUUGGAGAUGACAUCCCUGGAAUGGAAGGUUUAGGCACUGACAUCACUGUCAUCUGCCCUUGGGAGGCCUUCAACCACCUGGAGCUGCACGAGCUGGCCCAGUACGGCAUCAUCUGAACCAUCCAUCUUCCCAUCAUCGUCUGUACCGUUUAGACCCCCCUCCGAACCAACUGCCUCCACCCUG
Molecule: messenger RNA, 346 nt
Organism: Colossoma macropomum (tambaqui)
Lineage: Eukaryota; Metazoa; Chordata; Actinopteri; Characiformes; Serrasalmidae
Gene: pde6gb
Product: phosphodiesterase 6G, cGMP-specific, rod, gamma, paralog b
Exons: 3
Coding region: 16-279 (87 amino acids)
Biological process (GO): visual perception; positive regulation of G protein-coupled receptor signaling pathway; positive regulation of epidermal growth factor receptor signaling pathway
Cellular component (GO): photoreceptor outer segment membrane
Molecular function (GO): cGMP binding; 3',5'-cyclic-nucleotide phosphodiesterase activity
Source: RefSeq, a predicted model, not a curated record